Molecule: messenger RNA, 1467 nt
Organism: Lachancea mirantina
Lineage: Eukaryota; Fungi; Ascomycota; Saccharomycetes; Saccharomycetales; Saccharomycetaceae
Source: the annotation of a GenBank genome assembly
AUGGAUUCAGAUUGGAAAACACAGCUUAAUAUACCUAAGAAGGAUACGCGUCCUCAGACUGACGAUGUGCUCAAUACGAAGGGUAACACAUUUGAAGACUUCUAUUUGAAGCGAGAGCUCCUGAUGGGCAUUUUUGAAGCGGGAUUCGAGAAGCCAUCGCCAAUUCAAGAGGAGGCUAUACCUAUUGCUUUGGCUGGGCGUGAUAUUCUUGCCAGAGCGAAGAACGGAACAGGUAAAACGGCGGCGUUUGUGAUUCCUACGCUAGAGCGCGUGAAACCCAAGGUAAAGAAGAUCCAGGCCCUUAUUAUGGUCCCUACGCGAGAAUUGGCGCUACAAACAUCGCAGGUGGUGCGGACUUUAGGUAAACAUUGCGGGAUAGCGUGCAUGGUAAGCACUGGGGGUACCAAUUUGCGUGACGACAUUAUGAGACUAAAUGAGCCAGUACACGUACUGGUGGGCACUCCAGGGCGCGUGCUGGAUCUCGCGUCGCGUAAAGUAGCGGAUUUGAGCGAAUGCCCGCUGUUUGUAAUGGACGAAGCGGACAAAAUGCUUUCAAGGGACUUCAAGUCUAUCAUCGAACAAAUUCUAAGUUUUCUACCCAAAAUUCAUCAAUCGUUGCUCUUCAGUGCGACCUUCCCUAUGACGGUCAAAGAGUUUAUGGUUAGGCAUUUGAACAAGCCGUACGAGAUCAAUUUGAUGGAUGAAUUGACCUUGAAAGGUAUCACGCAGUACUACGCUUUCGUCGAGGAAAGACAAAAACUGCAUUGUUUGAACACGCUUUUCUCCAAACUGCAAAUCAAUCAAGCUAUCAUAUUUUGCAAUUCCACCAAUCGUGUGGAAUUGCUUGCCAAGAAGAUCACUGAUCUAGGCUAUUCUUGCUACUACUCCCACGCAAGAAUGAAGCAAGAGGAAAGGAACAAAGUUUUUCACGAAUUUCGUCAAGGUAAAGUCCGGACGUUGGUCUGUUCCGAUCUUUUGACACGUGGUAUUGAUAUUCAAGCCGUAAACGUUGUUAUCAAUUUUGAUUUCCCUAAAACCGCCGAAACUUAUCUACAUCGUAUUGGUAGAUCCGGCAGAUUUGGACAUUUGGGUCUAGCGGUCAACUUGAUCAACUGGAAUGACCGUUUCAACCUUUACAAGAUCGAACAGGAGUUGGGCACAGAGAUCGCGGCCAUUCCCGCACAGAUCGACAAGUCUUUGUACGUUGCAGAAGAUAAUUCGGCUGUUCCCGUUCCAUUCCCGUUGGCCUCUCUACCAAAUACUACUCCUAACGUUCCAGGACAGAGCUUGCCUCCACAACAGACACAUCCUCAAUUUCAACACCCUCAGCAAUUCCAACAGCCCCAACAAUUUCAACACCCUCAGCAAUUUCAGCCACCUCAGCAGUUACAGCAGGUUUACUCACAUGCAUACCCUUCACAAGCUAUGCCUCCUCCACAACAGCACGUCGCUCAGACACCAUAUUAG